CUGUGGAAAGGUUUUAGUCCAUCUUGCAAACGCUUCUUUAGGCAAGUCAUUCAGCUAAAGGCAGCAGAAGUAAUGCUGUGAAUUAUUCCAGUGGAGAAGAGUUGUCUUGUGCCUUCUGUUAAGACUGCCUGAGAAAAGCACCUACGGAGGAGGAUCACUGAAAAAGUAUCUAGGAUCUGUGUUUUAUUCUACCUUUAAUUUAUAAAUCAGGCCAGCAACACAGUAAGUACAAAUCAAAACAAUCACGUUGUCACUACAUGGCUCUGGAGUCUCCUGGCAGUGACACCAUGCACUAUCCGACAGCGUGAAGGGGAACCGAGACACCUGGCACCAGGUCUGUGAUACCCUUUCUGAGACACUGGGAUCCAAACUGCACACAGCAGUAGGUAAAGACAAGAGACUGGGUAAAAGGAGAAGACGCUUGGCAGUUUGGCACCAAGACUAAUGAAGCCGAUAGCCUUCUCCACUUUCUCUUUUUGGCCAUCUCUCUUUUUGGCUGGCUUCCUUGGCAUACACAUUGCUGACAGUUUCUUGAGAAGUCAGAAGAACCAUACGCUAAUUUUCACCAAGGAAAGCAUAAUUCGGAACUGCAGCUGCUUGGCGGAUAUCCGUGACUGUGAUUACAACCUGGCAAACUUGAUGUGCAACUGCAGAACGGUGCUGCCUUCUACCAUGGAAAAAACUAACUACAAUAGUGACCUGACCAUUUGGUUCACAGACACCUCCGUGCUGGAGAUGCUCCUCAACUUCACAAGGGUGUGUGACUUGAAGCUCUCCUUCUGUGGCACUGCUCCUCUCCCGACAGAAUACUUGACCAUUUGGGGACUGCGAAAGCUCCGGGUGAAAAACAAGGUCAAGGGACAAUUUCCAGAGCAGAGUGUAACCAUCUCCAGUAGCAGCAACCAUGAAAAAGAGGACUUCCUUGCGAUGCACAACAAAGACAGGCAAAUGUUAGUAUACAUUUCUUUCCUGGAUACCUCUCUUUUCAAUGGAUACUCUUUGCUGAAGUCGUACAGCGUGGAAAAUGUCUCUAGUAUCACAGAGCAUUUUCCCAGCCUGCUGUACUCUGAUGUUUUCUCAACCUCAGACAACAAGAGCUAUGUUGUAACGUUCAUUUACUGAGUUUUUUUUUGACACAAUCAGUAGCCACAGGCAUGGCAAAACUCUAAGAGAGAGAUGGGACUUCUCUUUGCUUUGGCCAGAAGGAGCCAUUAUGGGAUGGGCAGUUUUGACUGUGUACUCUACAAGGAGGAAUUUAAAGUAAGACAGACUCAUCAGACUAAUUUAGUAAACACUUCCAUAAAGAAGAAAACAUGAAACAACGGGAAGACAUCACUACUAAUUCUUCUUAUAUGCUGUAAGCUAAGAACAGAAAUCUCCUGAUAAAUUUUAUUUUAGGGUUCUGCCUCAGAAGAAAACAUAGUUGCGUACCUCCAGCUCUGCGACCAGACCAGAUUCUUGGGGCUUUCUCCAGGCAGGUCCUGAAAAACCCUGAGGAGGGAGCCUGCGUGGCCUCUCUGGGCAAAGGAUUCUCUGUCUGCCUGAACUCAUGAGGAAUUUUAUUUUAUUUUUUUUCACAUUUUAAGUCAGUACCUCCACUGUUUCAGUUUGUAACCACUGCUUGUUCUCCCACCUUGUACCUCAACAAAGAGGCUGGCUCCAUCUUCUCAGAGAGCUCUUCCUCCACGUAGAGAGGCUGCAACUGCGGCCCCCUCAGCCUUCCCCUCUCCAGGCCGAGCAAGCCCCGUUCCCUCACACUUUUCUCACAGCGACGUGCUCCAGCCCCUGACUAUCUUGGUGGCUCUCCACUGGGCUCACUCCAGUUGACCAACAGUUUUCUUGUACAGGGGGUGGACAAAACUUCAUGUAGCACUCUGUAUGCAGUAUAGUGAGGGGAAUAAUCCCUUCCCUACAUUUACUGGCCUUGUCCCCUUGCCACAGAGCCACCAACCACACCUCAUGAGUGCCAAACCAUGACCUCACUGGUGACAAAGCACCUCUCCCAUGCUUUGGAUGCAUCCUCUACCGGCCGUUUAAUGAACCUUCAGGAAGAACCUUCAGGAACUAGACCUUGGUCUGUAAUGCUCUCACUUGAAAUGCUCCGCCACUUCCAACACCCUCAGCAGGAGGAAAUGAAGAUGGAGCAUUGUGGGGACAGCACACCCCACCUCAUUACUCGAUCAGCUUUGGCAUGUAUGAGCAGCUCCCGCCAAAUGCUGUCAUGCGCAUAGGCUGGCACCUGGGGACCAGGGUGAAAGCCAGCCCUGCGCCUCUCACCCUCACACACUCCUCCCAAUCCUUUCUCCCCUGUGCCCAACAAGGUGAGCCUGACCCCCACUCCCCUCCUUCAGCCGCCCCACCAGGCCUAUUUCUCCACACGCCCGCUGCUUCAAUGGCAGAAGAACCUGCUACUCCUGCUAACGACCAAUGCCAACACCCUUGACAGAAGUCUGCAACACCUCAAAGUUCUCAUCUUCAAAUGCAUCUCCAUAAAUUGACCGUCCACCUUUUCCAUCAUGGUCAGUUAUGUCACCUCCCUGACACGCAAAGUCAGUAACUAUUCUGUUAAAUUUGGUGUUCUUCAGUCCAAAUACUUUCUUUCCUGUUCACAGGGCCCUGAAAGUUUCAGCUGUUCGAGGGACAAUAUUUGAAAACAGCUCCGUGGUUACAUGUCCUAAAGGUUUGUCAUCAGCAGAAACUUCAAAAUACACAAUGGGGUUGGUGUCCUUUGACAGUCCUGCUGGUAGAGGUCAUUGUCCCUUCUGCAGUUUUGAUAAACUUUGCUGGCUUUCUUCAAAUAUCUUCUUGAAAGAAUUAGCAAUUUCUUGACUUUUAAAUCUGACUGCAAUAUAUUCUACUUUUACUUCACCAUCUGCAUAAUCCAUGGCUGUCCAAAUUUAAGCACUAUUUGAUGUAUGAGAUGGUACUAAGUUAAUUUCUUUGGUGAUAACGUGGCUUGCACACACUUUAAGAACUUGGUCUCUUCUCAUUAAGACUCUAUAAUAUUUCUUCUGUGUAAGGAAGAGGAUCUUUAUAUCUCCAACACCACGCUCCUUCCACUACUGGCUCAGUGAUCUCGAUUCUGGCUCAAAUCUUUGAAAAUAAUUUCUUAAUCUUCUUCUCCAGAUUUUACCUUCACCUCUGGUAAGGACACAACUGGAUCAAAAUGGAUAUCAUCACUAUGCACCACUUCGUCAUCGCUACCACUUUCGUCUUCAUCUGCUUUACUGGUUUUCUGUGCUCCAAACACAGUUGCUCCAGUAUUCACGCAUUUGAAGUCUUUAUCUUUUGAGCCAAAAGCAAAGUCUCCAGAGUUUUUGGAAGCCAGAUCAGCAAAUGACAAGUCUGAACUACUGCCAAAACCAAAUGAGAUGAUUUUGUUUUCUUGUCUUGACUCUGAACACUCUGAAUCACUUUCUUUUUUUAUUUGUCAAGUCUACAGGUUUGUCAUCAGCUAGUGAUAAAGUCUGCAAUAUGUGAACAGGGUCUGUGGUGGAAUCUGGUUCUUCACUGCUAGCAGGUGACUGCACGUACAUGUAUGCUGUCAUCUCAUCAGCUGAUGGACUGGGUACUUCUUCCUUACUGGCACAGACUGAAUCAGUUGAGCUGGUAACCUCAUCCUCUUUGGUGUUUUGAAUUUUAACUUCUCUCUUUGGAGGCCUGGGAUGCUUCUCUGGCAGAAGAGCCUGCUACCGCUGCUAAGGACCCACAUCAACACCCUCGACAGCAGCUAACAAUGCCUUGCAAGCCACUUCACGGACUGAGCUCAUCAUGCUCCGAGAUCAGACCAUGCGCUGAUCUCCAUGCUCCGGGAAUAUCUUCUGCACAAAAUACAUAGCUGCUGAUGGUCACUAUGCUUGCACUUCUGCCCAGGGCCCUUCUGUUUGUGCUCCUUCCUUUUCAUGAGUCUUCUUCAAUAAAGUUCUAAUGCAUGCCAGCCUGACACUC
This is a messenger RNA of Anas platyrhynchos (mallard), 3948 nucleotides long. RefSeq names its product exosomal polycystin 1 interacting protein (gene EPCIP). The record is from RefSeq and is a predicted model, not a curated record. NCBI's taxonomy places the organism in Eukaryota, Metazoa, Chordata, Aves, Anseriformes, Anatidae.